Molecule: messenger RNA, 2358 nt
Organism: Culex pipiens pallens (northern house mosquito)
Lineage: Eukaryota; Metazoa; Arthropoda; Insecta; Diptera; Culicidae
Gene: ArfGAP1
Product: ADP-ribosylation factor GTPase-activating protein 1
Exons: 6
Coding region: 313-1818 (501 amino acids)
Biological process (GO): regulation of endocytosis; regulation of ARF protein signal transduction
Cellular component (GO): Golgi membrane
Molecular function (GO): GTPase activator activity
Source: RefSeq, a predicted model, not a curated record
CCCUCUGUGCUCGGUCGUCGUCGCAAUCUGCUGGAAUUUGUGCAGCAAGUUUUCCCUUAAAAUUAACCCGUUCUGGUUCCGAUUCCCCGGUCCGACGCGUUCCCAACCGCCCAGCGCAACUUCCAGGUGUGAAAAUGUGCGAAAAUUUGGCCACAGUUCGGUGAAAUUGAGCAAAACGAGCAGUCCCCGUUCUGAGAUCGUGACUUUCUAACUGCAGCGAAAGGAUUUUGUUGCUGGGGUGUGAAGAAGGGUUUCGCUGAAUAUUGCUGCUUGCGAGAUAGUUCCGACGGUUCAGCGGGUUAUUCCGGGAGGAUGGCGAGUCCACGGACACGGCGAGUGCUGAGCGAUUUGAAGCCCAACAACGAUAACACGAAAUGCUUCGAGUGCGGCACGCACAACCCCCAAUGGGUCUCGGUGACGUACGGUAUCUGGAUCUGUCUGGAGUGUUCGGGCAAGCAUCGUGGCCUCGGCGUGCAUCUGUCCUUUGUGCGGUCCGUUUCGAUGGACAAGUGGAAGGACGUCGAGCUGGAGAAGAUGAAAGCGGGCGGAAACAGGAAGGCGCGUGAAUUUUUCGACGCCCAGGACGACUGGGACGACACGCUGCCCAUUACGCGCAAGUAUAACACCCGGGCGGCUGCUUUGUACCGGGACAAGAUCGCCUGUCUGGCCCAGGGCAAACCGUGGGAUCAGGCUUCGGCGCUGGGUCGCAUUAGGGAGACCGGAUAUUCCGGCUCGUCACAUUCCAGCAGUGGAGCUAGUAGCGGGGGAUUGUCUCACUCGCGCAGCAGCGGUUCCGUGCAGUCCAGCGGAUAUUCCGGGUCGUCCGGGGGUGGGUACCAGAACGGCGGUGGCUACCAGGACACGAGCUACCAGCAGUUCAACACGGCCGAGUUCAAGUCGCAAAAGGAGGAGUUCUUCAGCCGGCGGCAGGAGGAGAACGCCACGCGGCCGGAGAAUCUGCCGCCGAACCAGGGUGGCAAGUACAGCGGGUUCGGGUACACGAUGGAUCCGCCGCCGCGCAGCCAGAGCCACGAGCUGUUCGAUACGGUGCAGUCGUCGAUUGCGACGGGAUGGAACGUCUUUUCCAAGGUGGCCAACGUGGCCAAGGAGAACGCCCUCAAGUACGGCAGUCUUGCCUCGCAAAAGGUAGUUGAGGUUUCUAGUACCGUCACGGAUAAGGUCAAAGAGGGAACCCUUCUGGAAGGGGUUGGCUCUGGCGUGUCCAGCCUUGCUAGCAAGGUCGGUGAAGUUGGUCGCAAGGGGUGGGGCAAUAUCGGAGGAUCCACCGGCUAUGGCACGCCCAGUGGCAGCGAUCAAUACAACGACUUCCCAUCGAACGGUGGUGGAAGCGGCGGCGGCUACCAGCGUUCCUCGUCCAACGGUAAACUCUCCGGAUACGGUGGUGGAAAUGGCUCCGGCAAUGGCGGUGGAGCCGGCGAUUGGAACUCGUGGAACAACGACAACGGCGGCAGCAGCUCCAAUGCCACGAAGUCAUAUCAAAAUCCGGACAACGACGACGAAGAGUGGACCGGCUUUGAGUCUCACGCGACGACGGCAACGGCAAGCCAGGGCGAGUUUGGCGGGUACCAGAGUGCCACGGCGUCCUCAGAGCAACGAAAUCACAACACUUCCGGUUCCGGUAGCAACAGAUCGAGUGCGCGGAGCAGUCUGAAGAUGAAACAGUCGGCCGCCGCUACUAGCCUGGACAGUGACUUUUCCUCGCUGGACAUCAAGGCCAAACCGGCAGUCGCGAGUACGGCGGCGGCGAAGAAGAGCAACAACGCCGAGGACGACUUGUGGAACAUGCUGAACAACUAAAAGUUGUGGGCGGUCGCUUAAAGUGCAUGGAGUAAUAAUGUUUUGUUUUAGCCGAUUCUAUUUAGAGGAAAAGGAAGCCGUAUUUAAAAAAAAUCCUUGUAUAACUAUAUAAUUUUUUCCUUGUGACGUUCGCAUCCAGAAUGAUAUUUUUAUCCAAUUUUUUUUGUUUAACCAACGCAUGUAAUCCUUGUUCUGUCGCAUUUUCCUCUAAACUCCUUUCCACGCCGUAUUUUAAGCAGAUGAAAGAAAAAAAAAAUCACGUACAGAGUGUAAGUAUUUAGCAACAAUUCAAUAGCAAAACAGAUGAGUUGAGAGAGAACCAAUUGUGAAACAGAAUCUAUAUUAUAUACACAAAAAAAACUAGUAGCAGAAUGCAGAGAGUAAAAUAAACUAGAGAGCAUGCAGUUAUAACAAUAAUCAUGAAGGACAAGUGCAGGCAGUACAGAAUAAUUACGAAUCAAUUAGGCGCAAGGGAAGUCCGCGGAAAUGGUACUGAGAUACACACUGAAAUAAAGUCUAUAUUGUAUGUGCAAAUUAAAA